GGGAUCGGGAUCCAGAUCCAGGUUAGGAACACCGGCAGGGACAGGGACAAGGACCGGAUCACGACCGCGACCGGGAUAAAGAUCCGGUGGGUUUCCUGUUUGAGAGAAUAAUCAGAUUUAGUGAAGUGUGUGUGCAGGGCAGCUCCUUGAAGAUAUUGGUUGCUGUCUGCAGAAUAAUUGAGCAGGGCAGCCCUGGGGUGUGAUCUGUACCUGACUGCGUGGGAGGUCUCCUGAGAUUCGGAUGGUUGUUACCGGCUGGCAGCAUUUUCCAGCUUUGUUGUGCUUUUUACUGGAAGUAUAAAAAUAAUGGCAUUUCCAAGCUUUUCUCAGGGAAAAAAAGAAAAAUGGGAAAAACAGAAGGAAAUCAGCACUACCAUGCUGCUCAGCUGUGUUGAUACCAAGCUGCCUCUGCAGACAGUCUAAGACUUGGCUUUAUUUGGUUUCUGGCAAGGCUGGGGAGAUGACGGCAGUGGACAAGGUGGAGGAGCAGCUGGCGGGUCUGCGCAUAGCCAGGCGCUGCGUGCCCAGCGAGAAACCCGCCUACCUGCUGGACAUCGACACCUCCACGGCCGCCCAGCCCGGGAGCAGCCGCUUCGUGGCAGUUUCCUGUUCCAACAAAUCCAUCAGGGUGUACGACAGGGAGACGCUGCGCUUCCUGCGGGAGUACCACGGCCACCCCGGGAUCCUCAGCGGGGUCAGGUUUGCGCACACGUGUGACAGCGUGGUGUUCUCAGCCUGCAGCCAGGGCGCGGUGAAGUGCUGGGAUGUUCGCUCAGCCGCGCAGGAGCCUGUGCAGGUGUUCAGUGGUUAUCCCUCAAACGCCUUCAUCAGCUUCGAUGUCAGCUGCAGUGACCUCAUCGUUUGUGCCGGAACAGAAAAAGUUGAAAAUGACACGUUCCUGGUGUUUUGGGAUGCGAGAGGCAUUACAGACUGUGCCAGUGCCACUAAAGAACCCUUGGGAGUCUAUUCUGAAAGUCACAAUGAUGACAUCACCAAAAUCUGUUUUCAUCCUGUUGAACCCAAUUUGGUAGUGUCUGGGUCAACUGAUGGCUUGGUGAAUGUGUUUGACAUCAAUAAGGAUAAUGAAGAUGAUGCUUUGAUAUCGACUUGCAAUUCAGAUUCAUCAGUGAGUUCUCUUGGCUGGUCUGGGGAAGAUUACAAACAGAUCUAUUGCAUGACACACGAUGAGGGGUUCUGCUGGUGGGACAUGGCUCAGCUGGACACCGAAGAGCCAAUAACCCUGCUGCAUGUUCUGGAUGUCAGAGAGUCAGUUCACACUGAAAACCACGGCUUGCAUUACCUGGUGGGUGGCUUGUACCACGAAAAGGCAGGGAAACUCUUCCUGGUUGGGGGAACCUCCACAGGAGACAUCCACCUGAUCAGCUGUGGCACCGAUGGCCUGAGCCUAGUGGGGACCCUGUGUGGGGGACACUCGGCCACUGUCCGCUCCUUCUGCUGGAGCCCCACGGAUGAGUCUCUGCUGACGGGUGGAGAGGAUGCUCAGUUGUUGCUAUGGAAACCUGGGGCUGUGGAAAGGUCCCUCACAAAGAAAGCAUCUCUGAAGAUCUCUUCUUCCUUGCAGAAGAGAGUGAGAGUUCACAACACCUCCCUCAAAAGCAGGAAAAAGUGAAAUGCCUAAAGUGGGAAUCUCUGCUGUGCAGAGCUUUCCUGGUGUUUAAUCUCCCUAGGCAAUACUUGGCUGUGUUUUAUUUAGAGGUUUUCUGUGGAAAGAACUGUGGUGCUUGAAUUCCCCCUGGGAAUGUAUUUCAGUCAUCAGAAGAAUGCCUUUUAUUUUUUUUUAAGUUGCUAAUAUUAAUCAGAAAAGAGUAAAUGUUUGCUCCUGAGUUCUUCAACAGCUGAUGUUAAAUCAAAUUAUAUAAAAUUAUUUCUGUGGUUAUUUAAUGUCUCAGACAAUGUUUUAAAUUGUGUAAUACAGGCCUGUGGCUUGCAUAGUUUGUUACCUUCCCAGUGAUAUUUCCUGGCACAUUUUAAAAGCUUUUGUAUUCCAUGCUGUAUUUUGCUUUCUUCACAGAAAACUUAAUGAAAUUGCUCAAUUUAGUAAAAGAUUUUAUGUCACA
Messenger RNA from Pseudopodoces humilis (Tibetan ground-tit), 2078 nucleotides. The record is from RefSeq and is a predicted model, not a curated record. NCBI's taxonomy places the organism in Eukaryota, Metazoa, Chordata, Aves, Passeriformes, Paridae.